Haplochromis burtoni (Burton's mouthbrooder) is the source of this 1521-nucleotide messenger RNA. RefSeq lists its product as uncharacterized. The record is from RefSeq and is a predicted model, not a curated record. Lineage: Eukaryota; Metazoa; Chordata; Actinopteri; Cichliformes; Cichlidae.
CAAACAGCACACAUGUCUAGCACAACUCCAACUACACAUCAAAUGAAUCCCACUUCUCCAAUUCAGAGUUUAAAUAGUACAGACUUUAACAUGAAUACUCCACUCACUUACACCUCAGUGGAAACUUGGGAGUUACUCAUCAACCACUUUUUUGGUACAAUUGUACCACAGUGGCAAUCUCUGGUACCGUUCAAACCAGAGUACUGUGACUUUCAUCUGCUUUCCACUUUGUUAACAGACAUGCUGAAGUUUUGUAAAAUGUUAGUGAGAUCAACUAGGGAACCCACAGAGAAUGGAGAUCCAACCUCCAUGCAGACCUCUGAGGUCUGUCUUCAGUCCAUGGGCACAGACUGCCCCGAGAAAACAGAGGAUACAGGAGCAAAGGACAGCAUCCUGAAUGAAAGCUCUGUGGAUGACCACCGUGAUAAUGAAAACUUAGAAACUCCAGGACUGGAGGCUGAAGCAGCCCUAGACUGCAUAUCUGUGGGUAAUUCAAACACACAACUCGAAACAAUAGACACAGCAAAGCCAAAAAAGAGCUGUAUGAAGAAAAACUUCACAGCUGAUACAAAAGACUUUGACAAAACAGAAUCUUGUCUCCUGGAAAACAAUGUGAAGCUAGAAGUACCUGAGUCUGACACUGAGUCUUUAACUUUUUCUAGUAUCAGUCCGCUGUCUGAUUCUCUAAGUGAAAGCUCUGUAGAAGACCAGGGAUUGGAGGCUCAACCAGUUGUAGGCUGCAUAUCUGUAGACAACUCAAGCUACAGAGAUGAAACAGAAAGUCGAGGACUGAAAGAUGAGGCAACCCCCAGAUUUCAGGGAUUCCUCAGUGACAGUGAGUCUUUAACUUCUUGUCAGAUCAGUCCACUAUCUGAUUCUCUGAGCGAGGAAAAGUUGUGUGUCAACAAAGUUAUUCAGAUGGUGGUUUCAAAGGCCAUAGACAACGUCGCCUCUAAACACAAGCUCUUCACAGAGCGCCUCACCCCUGACUGCAUUGGUGAUCGCCUGCUUGAGAAAAUGUGGCCAGAAAUUAAUGACAAACAUUUGGAUCUAUCUCCAAAAAGCCUAAAAAAUAUCCACCAGGCCAUUUUAAAGGAUCUUUGCAAAACACACAAAUGCAAGGAAAAAUAUUUGAUUUUUAGUCUGAGGGAGCAGCUUGAUAACAUUACUGUUCCAAUCUUCACCAAACACCUGCUGGGAUUACCAAAAAGAGUACUCAGUGUAUCUAAAAACUGGGACGAGUACUGGGAACUUGUGGAAAAAUUCACUAGAGAUCUGGUAAUACACAGUAUGGCCGAACUAAAUGAGACGACGACAUGGCAUUCAGGAACAACUGACUUCAUUGUACAGAGGCUUAGCCAAAAGAUCUGGAACAAAAUUUUGUCCAAAAAAUAUAAAAUCUCCCUAGAGAACAUUGAAGAACUCAGCUUGACAGUAUACAAUGAUCUUGGUUAUCCUUAUUUCUUAAGUCUUAGUGAUCUUAGUUCUUCUUCCCUUGGUAUUUAUCCUUGCCUGUGUUAA